Molecule: messenger RNA, 864 nt
Organism: Colletotrichum karsti
Lineage: Eukaryota; Fungi; Ascomycota; Sordariomycetes; Glomerellales; Glomerellaceae
Product: short-chain dehydrogenase reductase family protein
Exons: 3
Coding region: 1-864 (287 amino acids)
Molecular function (GO): oxidoreductase activity
Source: RefSeq, a predicted model, not a curated record
AUGGGUUCCAUUCCUGCCGAGAUCCGCGGAAGACUGGCUGGCAAGAAUGCCAUCGUCACCGGUGCUGCCGGCGGCAUUGGCCUCGAGACGAGCAUUCUUUUCGCAAAGGAGGGCGCCAGCGUCAUGAUGGCCGACAUCUCUGCUCCCGCGUUGGACAAGGCCAAGGCCAAGGUUCUCCAGCUCGUUCCGUCGGCAAAGGUCGACACAAAGCUCUGCGAUGUCUCCAAGGAGGAGCAGAUCAAGGCCCUCGUCGAGUCGGUCGACCCCUGGGGCGGCGUUGAUGUCAUGUUCAACAACGCCGGCAUCAUGCACGCCCGCGACGACGACGCCGUCAACACCCCCGAGGAGAUCUGGGACCUGACCCAGAACAUCAACGUCAAGGGUGUCUGGUUCGGCAGCAAGCACGCCGUGCUCGCCCUCCGCCGCGCCGGCAAGACCAAGGGCUCCAUCAUCAACACCGCCUCCGUCGUCGCCCUCGUCGGCGCCGCCACCCCUCAGCUCGCCUACACCGCCUCCAAGGGCGCCGUCCUGGCCCUCACCCGCGAGCUCGCCAUGGUCCACGCCCGCGAGGGCUACCGCUUCAACUCGCUGUGCCCCGCGCCCCUCAACACUCCUCUCCUCCAGGACUGGCUCGGCGACGACGUCCCCAAGCGCCUGCGCCGCGAGGUCCACUUCCCCACCGGCCGCUUCGGCGAGGCCAUCGAGCAGGCCCAGGCCGUUCUCUUCCUCGCUUCCGACGAGGCGAGCUUCGUCAACGGCCACGACAUGGUCGUCGACGGCGGCAUGACCAAGGCCUACGUCACCCCCGAGGGCUCCGCGCCGGCCGCCCCCGUCAACAACGCCAGCCGCACCAGCCUCGAGUAA